CAAAAGGACGAGCCGGCCAUGGAGUUUGUAUGCACGUUCGCCAGUAGUCGCGUGGCGGCGACUUCGCAAUUGCAGGUCCGGGUAGUUCAACUUUCUCGGGCGGCAUGGCGAGUAAAGCAACAAGUCAGCCAAAGCAGAUCAUUCAGAACAACAGCUUUCCGCCAUCGUGAAGCCAAAGGUGGGGCUCCAGCGAAGAUCCGAGGCCAGUCGAAGCUUUACGCAUCCGCAGAUGAGGCAGUAGCAGAUAUUCAAUCCGGAUCAAUCGUCCUCAGUUCUGGAUUCGGACUAUGUGGCACAGCAGAGACUCUCAUCGCAGCAAUGGCACGGCGAGGUGUCGAUAGCUUGCACUCACUGACAGCCGUAUCGAACAACGCCGGGACUGCCAUUGGAGGAGGCCUAUCACCACUCAUUCAGUCCGGACAAGUCAGCCGUGCAAUUUGCAGCUUUCUCGGCAACAACAAGGCAUUGGAGAAGAAGUACCUCACAGGAGAAAUCGCCAUCGAACUCACACCGCAAGGAACGCUCGCCGAGAAACUACGAUGUGGCGGUGCCGGUAUUCCAGCAUUCUUCACACCCACUGGAGUCAACACAUACAUUCAAUCCGGCCAGAUCCCUGCAAGACUAAAGGAUGGCGAGGUCAUCGAAUCUGGAAAGGCCCGCGAGACUCGCAUCUUUGACGGCCGCGUCUACAACAUGGAAACUGCUAUCAAAGGCGAUGUCGCUGUUCUGCGUGCACAUAAGGUCGACAAAGCUGGAAACGUCAAGUUCAGAUACACCACAAAGUCCUUCGCACCCCUCAUGGCCAAAGCUGCAAAGGUCUCCAUCGUUGAGGCCGAGCACAUCGUGGAGAUCGGCGACAUCGCUCCAGAUGAGAUCGAUCUGCCUGGUGUAUUCAUCGAUCGCAUUGUUCAAGCCACCGAAGAUAAGAUUCUGGAAGUCAAGAAGCUCCGCUCGGAGAACGAUAUCGAGGCCGAAGGUUCCAAGUCUGACGCUCUUGCCCGCCGGAACCGCAUUGCGAAACGUGCAGCGAAGGAAUUGAAGCCUGGCUACUACGUCAAUCUCGGAGUUGGAAUGCCAACUCUCGCGCCCUCUUUCCUGCCACCGGAUAACCAAGUCUGGAUUCAGUCCGAGAACGGUAUCCUCGGUAUGGGCCCGUACCCGACCGAGGAGGAGCUCGACGCCGACAUUAUCAACGCCGGAAAAGAGACUGUGACGCUGGUCAAGGGCGCCAGUGUGUUCGACAGCAGCGAGUCCUUUGGUAUGAUCAGAGGCGGGCACAUUGAUGUCAGUAUGCUGGGAGCUCUUCAGGUUGGCGCGAACGGUGACCUGGCCAACUACAUGAUUCCUGGCAAAGUCUUCAAGGGCAUGGGAGGUGCCAUGGAUCUGGUCUCAAAUCCGGACGCUACUAAGAUUGUUGUUUUGACCGAUCAUGUCGAUAAGUAUGGUGUGCCGAAGAUCGUGGAGCACUGCACAUUACCCUUGACUGGUGCGCGGGUGGUCAGCACUAUUAUCACGGAUCUGUGUGUCUUCGAAGUUGAUCGCAAGAGAGGUGGCCUGACUUUGACUGAGCUCGCGCCUGGCGUCGGCGUCGAUGAGAUCAAGCAGAAGACCGGUGCGAAGUUCGCUGUUGCAGAGCCUUUGGGCAAGAUGGAGUAA
This is a messenger RNA of Zymoseptoria tritici IPO323, 1656 nucleotides long. It is a transcript of the gene TR2, whose product is annotated as beta ketoadipate:succinyl-CoA transferase, TR2. NCBI's taxonomy places the organism in Eukaryota, Fungi, Ascomycota, Dothideomycetes, Mycosphaerellales, Mycosphaerellaceae. The record is from RefSeq and is a predicted model, not a curated record. Gene Ontology annotation, biological process: ketone body catabolic process. Gene Ontology annotation, molecular function: succinyl-CoA:3-oxo-acid CoA-transferase activity. The coding region runs from base 19 to 1656 and encodes 545 amino acids. The transcript has 2 exons.